UCAAUAAUUAUUGUUCCCUGUCAACAGAAAAAGAUGAAGCUACGAAGUUCCUUUCUGAACACGGUGCUGCUUUUCCAGGCCGUGCUCCUAUCUUGCACACGGGCCAAGUCCAUUCACACAUCAGGGGAGGACGAUCACACACCAGGAGAAAACGAAGCUACUUUGGCUAACGCUUCGCUUAUUGACGCCAGCCGCACACAUCUGAACGGAAAUGCUGACGUUCAGAACUUCCGGCCCCUCGAAAAAACGCCUCCUUCUGCGUGGACCCCGCCUCCCGGCUGUGUCAAGGACGCUUCAUCGACGACACGCUCCGAGCCGUCCGGUGUGCGGGACAGAGACCAAUCACGAGCCCGCGAUUCCGCCGACACACUUCUACGUCACGGCGCUGCCAAGUCUGAAGAGCCGUCUUGGAAGGAUGAACACGACAACCAGGCCUUUACCUCGCUUUUCGGGACGGACUACUUGGACGCGGAAGACAUUCGAUCUUAUCUCCAUCUUCACCAUCCAUGCGAAACCACGUUUCUGCAGUCGCUUCGUGCAAACUCCCAGUCUCUUCCGACAAGUGAGGAAUAUGUCGGGUUAUCUGACGAAGCAAAGGUUUCCCCCGGGUUGUACCACGGCAACUGCACCCUUUCGGCCAACAACCUCGCCAACUGCACAGGCCUCCAGUACCAGAGCGUUCCUAAGGACCUCCCUCCAAGCAUAAAAAAGCUCGUUCUUCGUCAGAACGUAAUUCGAGAUUUGGGAAAUGGCUCCUUCUUGCCCUAUCCUAACCUUGAAUGUCUGGAUAUCUCCAGUAACCGGCUGAAGUUGCUGGAAAAUGGCGCGUUUGUUGGGCUCUCUCGUCUGAUACUGCUCAAGCUCUGGAACAACACACUCCGCCUGCACAAUGACACCUACCCUGACGACGUGUUCCGCCCGUUGGAGUCACUGAAAAGCUUAUACUUAAAUAAAAAUAACCCCAACCUGAAGCAUCCAGAACGCCAGCUGAUGUACCCAGGAAAAGCUUUGUCUGUAUUACAAAACUUGACGGAACUAUUUAUAGACGGUAUCCCACACCCUAGGCUCGACUCCAACUUCCGUAAUAUGACGUCAUUGAAGCAUCUACUGAUGGCCGGCUACCUCACGGGGGAUUGCAUGAUGCAUGCUCUGUUCAACGACUCUUUUAUAAACGUUCCCUACCUUGAGUCUCUCAAUUUGGCCGACUGCAAUAUUUUGGGGACACAUAUUGAGGCUGGCGUUCUCGAGCCUUUAGAAAAACUAACAUGGCUGAGUAUAAGCCAUAACGAAGACAUCUACCUCAUCAACUUGUGGAAAGUGUUUUACGGUCUGCGCAACAGCCAAAUCAAGAAGCUGUACAUGCAGACACUGAGCAAUCGGCACACUCUGGGCAUCUGCAUGUUCCACGAGAUGCUGGCCUACUUGCCGAGAUCCCUGGUGCACAUCUCGGCAGACGAGAACAACAUAGAGGCGGUGGACAGGCACCUCAUCAGGAACUUGCCCCCGGGGCUCAAAACCCUCUCACUCAGUGGCAACCGCUUUGUGUUCGGGACCUACCUGUUAGACCUACACAGACUGACCAGUUUAACCUCCCUCAUGCUCAACGGCGGUCGCUACAUGUAUCACUUGCCAACGGUUUACCCCUACCGGUACAAGCCGAACAUUCAGCCCAUCUUCAAAGAUAUGACUUGUGAUUUAUACGAACGUCUUCCAGACGAUCCGAUUAUUGCGCCGGAAGACGAUCUAAAUUUCAAUCGAGAAGCAGACGAUCCGAAUUUCUCGCGAGCAGACGUCAUCGUAAACAUCAAACCGAAGCCGUUUGUGCUCAACCUGCCUCCCAAGCUGACGCGUAUUCACAUGAACAUGGCCGGACUCAAUUACGUGAUUUCCAGACUUUACGUUAACCCCAAUAAUACGGUGGAGUCUAUUAAGCUACAAAAUAAUCGAGUAAAGCUGUUGGAAGGGCCCGUCUACGGCCUUCAUUCCCUGGGUUGGUUUGACGCCUCCGCCAGUUUCAUAGAAUAUAUUUCCGAUUACUUUUUUGACGAAAUGCCCGCUCUGAAAUAUCUUAAUCUCAAUAGUAAUUUGUUAGGGAAUUUGUUCUCCUCACAAAACAGAACAAAGAUCCUGAAAAAAAACAAAAAACUCAAAGAGCUUAAUCUGUCAUACAAUUUGAUCCGGAUUUUCCCUAGCGAUUUUCUGCUCGGACUGACAGAAAUAGAAGUUCUUUUAUUCCAAGGCAACCCCCUUUCAUUUUUCCAGAUUGAUAUUUCUGGGAUGAAAAACUUGCAGGUUCUCGACCUGAGCGGGACAAGGGUUAAGUUUUUAUCUCCCGGCACGAGACAGACUCUGGACAGCCUAGGGACUUCUGUCAGCGUGGACAUGACGGCGUGUCCGAUCUUCUGCGACUGCAAAAACUUGAACUUUCUCCGCUGGAUGACAACAUCUCCAGCUUUUAACAAGGCCUUCAAGAACUACAUGUGCCUCUAUCCGGACUCGUCGAUGAAGAAGAUCACGGACGGCUACAACAGCACGCUGGAGAUCCUCAACAGGGAGUGCGCGAACAACAUGUUUCAGUUCAUCAUCAUACUCUCAUUGUCCGUGGCCUUCCUCGCAGUCAUCAUGGGGGGCGUCGUCUAUCGUUUCCGCUGGAAGCUCCGCUACUUAUACUACGCCGCCAAAAUCCAAGUGGGCAAGAAAUCGGAGGAGAGCGGCGCCCAGAAAACAUUUGACUACGACGCGUUCAUCUGCUACGCCGCGGAGGACCAGAGUUUCGUUGCCGACACGCUGUUGCCGGAGAUGAGUAAACGCGGCCUUAGGCUCUUCAUCCACGGCCGCGACUUUGUGGCCGGAGAGUACAUCACUGCCAACAUCGUCAAGGCCGUGUCUCAGUGCCGCCGGACCGUGGUGCUGCUCACCAAAAACAUGGUGGACAGCUACUGGUGCGGCUAUGAGCUACAGAUGGCCACAAUGGAGGCUCUGCAUACCGACAG
Molecule: messenger RNA, 2993 nt
Organism: Aplysia californica (California sea hare)
Lineage: Eukaryota; Metazoa; Mollusca; Gastropoda; Aplysiida; Aplysiidae
Product: toll-like receptor 4
Biological process (GO): immune response; toll-like receptor signaling pathway
Cellular component (GO): membrane
Molecular function (GO): protein binding; transmembrane signaling receptor activity
Source: RefSeq, a predicted model, not a curated record